AGUGAAAAGGUGAUUUAAGACAAAGUUAAACAAUAAUUUAUUUAUAAGUACCUAAGUUUAGUUUUGCGAUAGAUAUUCCUAGUACAAGAUGGUAGGUCAGCGUGGGGCACAAAAAUUAGAAGAUGUGUUAACGAAAAAAGAAGUAGAUAUAAUUAUAAAUAAGUUAAAUUUUGGCCAAGAAUGGCGGCUCGUCAGCUCGGACGUCCGACAAGCUAUGGACGGGAUCGCGGGCUUCCUGGCGGACCACUUAAGGGUGACUUUACAUGUGGAGUCAGAUGAUUGUCGCGAGUCUAUCAAGCUGUUCCUGAAGCGACUGCCAGUCAACAACCAGCCUAAAGCUGAAUUCAUCAGCAGGAGUAACUACUUCAAGCGAGAGGAGCUGGGCUGCCGUCUGCUGGAUGAGAUUCGAGUGCCUAAUGAUCCUCUGCCGUGGAGCCCCCAACCCCUGGUUUACAACGAGUCCCUGAUUGUGAUGUCAGACCUAAGCCCACUGGGCUAUUCCGUUCUCCCUCAGCUGGACACCGUGGACCUUCCACACGCCAUCGCUACUGCUUCUGCCAUCGCCCGCUUCCACGCAGCCACCGCCAACUACGAGACGAAAAAACGUCUAAUCAACCCAACUUGGACCUUCUCCAAAGUAUACCCUGAAGUUUGCGAAGAGCCUACUUACACAGAUACCCCAUUCGUCCACUGUGGAGCUAAACUGAUCUACAAUUUCAUUACAAUCUUCUCUAAAAAGUACGAGAACAUUCCUAACCUAGACUCUAGGAUAGAUAAACUCUUUGUAGAAGCGUGUGACAGUGUGCAAGAGUAUGGAGAUACUUUAAACACAUUGAUUCAUAAGGAUUUGUGGAUGAACAAUAUAAUGUUUCGUUACGAAAAGGGUGUGCCAGUCAACGCCAUUCUCAUAGACUACCAAUUGAUGCGGUAUGCGCCUCCAGCGUUUGACCUGAUGAUCUUCGUGUAUCUUAUAACUACUAGACGCUUCAGAGAGAAAUACGAAAAGAGAAUAUUACUACAUUAUUUCUCUGAAUUCAUCGGCAAUUUGGAAUACUGUACGAAGAAAAGACUGGAUCUUUUAUGUUAUGACGAAGCGGAAUUUAUACGUUGGUGCGAGAAGGCUAGAUUGUUCGGAGUGAUGUUUGCAUUAAUGAACUUCCCUUACGUUCUCAUGGAUUCGAAGUCUGCUCAGAAGACGUUUGACGAUCCUGCUACUUAUCAGAAAUACUUUGCCGUGGACAGGACUGAGCCGGUGGUGGCAUAUUGUCAUGAGAACAACUUGUACAGAGAACGGCAGCUUGAAGCGUGUGAAGAAUUUGUGGAGAGGUAUGUGAAAAUUGAACAGUAACUUAGAUUAAUAUGACCCGUUGAAGCGCUUUUUGAAAGUAGUUGACACCAUGAUACAAUUUGAGAUAUCAAGGGCAAUGACGAAAUGUAGAGAAAAAUUGGUUGCGUGGGCGUGUGUGUACCUACUUAGGGUGGGUUCCACUGUCAACUUUAAAGUACGCCAUUUUGUCCAAACAUAUCGGCGCGCCAACUUGAAAUUUGAUGGUACAACUCACCCUUACAUGAUGUAAAUUUCUUCGCGUCUAUUAAAUUUUUACUAGAAUAAAUAAAAUAAAUUCAUAAAAAAUC
Plodia interpunctella (Indianmeal moth) is the source of this 1635-nucleotide messenger RNA. RefSeq lists its product as uncharacterized. Lineage: Eukaryota; Metazoa; Arthropoda; Insecta; Lepidoptera; Pyralidae. The coding region runs from base 89 to 1348 and encodes 419 amino acids. The record is from RefSeq and is a predicted model, not a curated record. The transcript is spliced from 2 exons.